UCCUUUUAUUCCCGAUAAAUCCACCCCAAGCCCAUCCCUUUUUCAUAACCCUCUCCAAGUCCACGACGAGUUCGUUCGCAUUCCCUAGCAAGAAAACUUGACCCUGUCUCCGUUCCGUCUGGUUCGACUGUAGAUCACUCUCUCUCGCUGGAUCGUUGCUCGGUUGGAGAAAAGGAUAGCAUAUCAAAAUUUCCGCAUCUCUCACGCUCUCCCUGAAACGACAUUGCUGUUGGUGGUUUUUUGAAUCUCGAUUGGAGAGUUAUUCUUUUCUGUUGAUUCAUAGACAAAUCUGCUGGUCUCUUCAAGUUGCCCAUCUUCAUGGAUCAAGCAGGGUUAACGACGGAAGAGGUUCUCAAGAGGGACAUUCCAUGGGAGACUUAUAUGACGACUAAGCUGAUCACAGGAACAUGCCUUCAGCUUUUGAGGCGUUAUGAUAAAAGAUCUGAGAGCUACCGAGCAACACUACUUGAUGAUGAUGGUCCAGCUUACGUUCGGGUGUUUGUCAACAUUUUGCGUGCCAUAAACAAGCAAGAAACAGUGGAAUAUAUUGUAGCUCUUGUUGAUGAAAUGCUCACAGCAAAUCCAAAGCGGGCCAGACUAUUCCAUGACAAAUCCCUCGCAGAUGAAGAUACUUAUGAACCUUUCUUAAGAUUGCUCUGGAGGGAUAACUGGUUUAUGCAAGAGAAGAGCUGUAAGAUAUUAUCUCUGAUUGUAAGUGCUAGACCAAAAACUCAAAAUGUUCUUUAUGAAAAUGGAGGAGCCUCAAAUUCAAAGAGCAAGCUUAAUUCUAUUGAUGAUGUUUUGAAAGGAUUGGUGGAAUGGCUAUGUGCACAGCUGAAGAAGCCUUCCCAUCCUACUCGUGGCGUCCAAACUGCUCUCAGUUGCCUAGCAACAUUGCUGAAGGAACCAUUGGUCAGAUCUUAUUUUGUUCAAGCAGAUGGGGUUAAGCUCCUUGUUCCGUUGAUUUCUCCAGCAUCAACUCAGCAAUCUAUCCAGCUCCUUUAUGAAACAUGCCUUUGUGUAUGGCUCUUGUCCUACUAUGAACCUGCAGUGGAAUACUUGGCAACUUCUAGGGCCCUGCCACGUCUAUUAGAGGUCGUUAAAGGUUCCACUAAGGAGAAGGUUGUGAGGGUUGUUGUCUUAACCCUUAAAAACUUGCAUUCAAAAGGAACGUUUGGGGCUCAAAUGGUUGACGUAGGUUUACCACAAAUUGUACAAAAUCUGAAAGCGCAAGCAUGGAGUGAUGAGGACCUGUUGGAGGCUCUGAAUCAAUUGGAAGAGGGGCUUAAAGAUAACAUUAAGAAACUAAGUUCUUUUGACAAGUACAAGCAAGAAGUUCUUCUUGGGCAUCUAGACUGGUCACCCAUGCACAAAGAUCAAAUUUUUUGGCGUGAAAACAUAACAAAGUUUGAAGAGAAUGAUUUCCAGAUUUUACGGGUCCUCGUCACAAUCUUGGAUAAUUCUAGUGAUCCCAGGGCACUAGCAGUUGCUUGUUAUGAUCUCGCACAGUUUAUUCAGUAUCAUCCAGCUGGACGGAUCAUAGUUACUGAUCUCAAGGCUAAGGAGCGUGUUAUGAAGCUAAUGAAUCAUGAGAAUGCUGAGGUAACAAAGAAUGCCCUUUUCUGUAUUCAGAGGCUUUUCCUUGGGGCAAAGUAUGCUAGCUUUUUGCAAGGUUAAAGUCCGGUGAUACAUGGUUUUCAAGUUGACGUCUCAGAUGUCUGUGGACACCCAAGGUUAUAUGGAAAACUGGAUGCUUGUGGUUGGUGAUGCUAGUAGUUAUGCUGUGGAAGAAAACUUAAGAUUAUUGGAGACCAAAAUUGCUUGCGACUUUAUUUUUAAAUUGUUCCUUUUGAUCUAUUUAUUUUUGAAUUGUUUCUUGACUAUCAAUAAAGUUCCAACAAUUCUGUUA
Messenger RNA from Macadamia integrifolia, 1909 nucleotides. RefSeq names its product V-type proton ATPase subunit H. Gene Ontology annotation, cellular component: vacuolar proton-transporting V-type ATPase, V1 domain. The transcript is spliced from 13 exons. Gene Ontology annotation, molecular function: proton-transporting ATPase activity, rotational mechanism; heme binding; protein binding. Lineage: Eukaryota; Viridiplantae; Streptophyta; Magnoliopsida; Proteales; Proteaceae. The record is from RefSeq and is a predicted model, not a curated record. Gene Ontology annotation, biological process: proton transmembrane transport. The coding region runs from base 319 to 1677 and encodes 452 amino acids.